AUGAUAUUUUUUUUAUUCUGUCUCUGUCUUGUCGGAGUUUUCGCAGCGGACUAUACCUUGCCGGGUGUCUGUCCAAAUGUAAAAGUUCAGGAGAAUUUAGACUACACUAAGUUUUCAGGCAUUUGGCAUCAUGUUGCCGCCUACGCAAGCGAUGGCCGAGAAAUUUACGAUUGUGCCAUCCUUGAUUUCCAAGAAGACAACCUGGGGUACACUUUGAGGGAAACUUACGUAGAUCUUGACGAUGGGAACAGGACUCAGAAGUCGUACUUCGCUAGGGUAGAUCCUACUUUUGAUGCUGGGAAUAGCGCUCAGUUUAUUGUCAGUCAUGAGGCUGGAGAUAAAGUAUUGCAGUUCCCAUUCAUGAUCCUGUCUACAGACUAUGAUGAAUACGCUAUUGCUUACUUCUGCAAAUGGCUAAAAGAAAAAGAAAGAAAACACUAUGUUUUCACCUGGAUUCUCACACGCAGUAAGGAAAAGCUCCAAGGUGAUACUCUUAAGAAGGUGGAAGAUACUCUUUCCAAGUACACAGAACUUGCUGAGCAUAGACAAGCAUUUGUCUUCAAAGAGUUUAACGAUGCAACCUGUUCAUUUACAAAGAAGUUUGAAUCUGAUUUCUUUACUAGUAAUUUCUGGUAA
Messenger RNA from Arctia plantaginis, 636 nucleotides. The record is from the annotation of a GenBank genome assembly. Lineage: Eukaryota; Metazoa; Arthropoda; Insecta; Lepidoptera; Erebidae.